Messenger RNA from Rhincodon typus (whale shark), 862 nucleotides. Its product is annotated as scm-like with four MBT domains protein 1. The record is from RefSeq and is a predicted model, not a curated record. The transcript has 6 exons. Gene Ontology annotation, biological process: regulation of DNA-templated transcription. Gene Ontology annotation, cellular component: nucleus. The coding region runs from base 218 to 862 and encodes 214 amino acids. Lineage: Eukaryota; Metazoa; Chordata; Chondrichthyes; Orectolobiformes; Rhincodontidae.
CGGGAGGAUGCCAUAUUGGAAUGAGGCUUAGAAAAGAGAUCAGCUCCAGAAACUGGUCAGUGAAAAAGACCGGCUAACAUUGCUACUCUGGGUGAAAUAACUUGCUGCCGCCACUACCAAAUCGUGACGUUGUGACUGGAGACGACCUGGAAAGUGAAUAGGUUAUCAGAUGUAGUACCUCUCUUCACAAACCAGACAAUCAAAGGAGAAGCUAACAAUGACAAAGAGAUUGCUCUGGGCCACUCCUGGUGUCUGUUUUAAAGUGGUUUUGUUCAUCUACUAUGCCACUUUUCUGUUGGACAUAAAACCGUUUGAGUGGUAUGAACUAAACCAGAGGAAAUGGUUUGAAUGCUUCAAACAGACUUUAUUGGCCUUGGAACCAGAAAGCAGAAAAGCCUCUCUUUUAAGUAUGCAAGAAUCAACAACUUUGUUUUUAGAGAAGACUCAAAGUCCAAACAAUUUAAAUGGAGAGCAGUAUGACUCAGAUGUAGGCUCUGGAGGUGAGGACCUUGACUUCAACUGGGAUGAUUAUCUUGAAGAAACUGGUGCAAGUCCUGCACCGCACAACUCGUUCAAACAUGUUGAGAUCAGCCUUCAGAGUAGUUUCCAGCCAGGGAUGAAGUUGGAAGUUGCAAAUAAAAAUAAUCCUGACACCUAUUGGGUAGCAACAAUCAUCACCACAUGUGGUCAGCUUUUACUCCUGCGCUACAGUGGAUAUGGAGAUGAUCGCAGGGCAGAUUUUUGGUGUGAUGUCAUGACUGCUGAUUUACACCCUGUUGGGUGGUGUUCACAAAAUAAAAAGGCACUGAGACCUCCUGAAGGUAGGAUUUAUGAAUUCUAUGCCAUCAUAAGAAAUCAUUGA